AUGGAGAUCACGGUACUGACGGAAAAACCUCUGUUUCACGUGUACGGGAAAUCUAUCCAAAGGCACGGCGUGGAGUCAGAGCGCCGCUUGCCACUGACACCAGCGACGCCCGCUGGUGCCGGAAAAGAAGUUCCACGUGACAACGAGACCGAACCGUCAGUGCGAGCGCCAAGAGAGCAAGUCGUCGACUACCAGGCGACAAUUGUUGACCACGACGCCUAUCGACUUACACAAGAACAAAGCGCUAUCCUGUUGAUGUACGUUUUAUUCCGACUGAUAUUUAAGGUGGUGGCACUGGCCGGCAUCAAGGACUUCGCCAGCCGCGUGGCGAUCGAGUGCGAGAAGCGUAACCUGGCGCUGCAACUCGGCCACGAGGCCGAGACGGUCACCCUCGAAGAACCGACCACACCGACGCCACCCAAAUCGAAGCGCCGCAUGGCCAUGCCCAUUGCCGUUCUACCGCCUCCACCGAAACCGCCGCCGACCCCGGUGGUACCACCGUACAUACCGGGCAUGCCGGAUGUUCCGUUUCCUCCUCCGCCCGGUUUCAUUGUGCAGCCGCCUCCGCACGGCAGAGGGCCGCCUCCUCCGCCAGGGUUGCGGCCGGAGUUCCAGGCACCGCCUGGCCCGGGGUUCCUCUUCCCGCCGCCGUCGGUGCUUCCCCACCCCACGAUGGGCAACGCGGCGCACGGGCAUCGAUGA
Messenger RNA from Rhipicephalus sanguineus (brown dog tick), 702 nucleotides. RefSeq names its product amyloid beta A4 precursor protein-binding family B member 1-interacting protein-like. The coding region runs from base 1 to 702 and encodes 233 amino acids. The transcript is spliced from 5 exons. NCBI's taxonomy places the organism in Eukaryota, Metazoa, Arthropoda, Arachnida, Ixodida, Ixodidae. The record is from RefSeq and is a predicted model, not a curated record.